Molecule: messenger RNA, 877 nt
Organism: Saprolegnia diclina VS20
Lineage: Eukaryota; Oomycota; Saprolegniomycetes; Saprolegniales; Saprolegniaceae
Exons: 1
Coding region: 1-777 (258 amino acids)
Molecular function (GO): phosphatidylinositol binding
Source: RefSeq, a predicted model, not a curated record
AUGACAACGCAGUGCCACUCCAAGACGAACGAGAUCCAUUUUAUCGCAUCCGCCAAGGCGCUGGUCGCAUCGUCACGAGUCGUGUCGUCGCCACUGACGCUGGCGCCAUGGCACGCAUCACCGACAGUUUCAGCGUUUCAGCUCACGCCCGUCAGUCUCUCGGCGUCCAUUGGCUCGGGUCAAAGCGCCUUUGGCUACUAUGUACAAUACGACAUGACGCUCCAGUGUCCGAUCACAUCCCGCGCCUGGACCAUCCACAAGCGCUACUCGCAGCUGCUCAAGUUCCGAUCGCAGUUGACGAAGCUUCACGCUGCGUCUCCGUCACCAUCACUUGCUUGCCUCUUGCAACUGCCCUUUCCCAAGAAGGCUCUCGACUCGGAGAAGCCGAGCGUCAUUGCCGAGCGCAUGCAGCGUUUCCAGACCUUUGUCGAGCAUAUUUGGAGCUUGUACGCGAGCUGCGUGGUGCCAACCAGCGGCGCGCCAGAGGAAGCCGUUGCCGUCGUCGUUUGUCUGCGCGAGUUUCUGAGUGUGCCCGAGGCCGUGCUGGCCAUCUCGGUGCGCCACAUCGACGAGAUGCCCCAAGACAUGGACCCGUGCGUGGUGUGCUUGGGUGAGUUCGACGUUGACGACUUGCGCUGUCCGUCGGUGGUGCUGGCGCUGUCGUGCGGCCACGUGUUUCAUCGCGAUUGUCUUCAGCAGUGGUGUGCGGUGGCGGCCACGUGUCCGACUUGUCGACGUGACGUAGGCCAUAUGGUGUGCCUUGAGUUAGCGUUGUAGAAGCUCCUAAAGAUUGCGACGCGCCGAAGUAAGAGCGAUCGAUUACUCAUUUUACUCUACCGACUACUCUUGAGCGCUACAUUUCUAAGAGCGAUAGAUG